CAAAACGAUUACAUAAUGGAAAGAAAACGUUUUCCUUUUUUGGGGAGGUCGCAAUUGUCGUUUAGGGUCAAGAUGAUAAAUAUUCAAAUGCGUGAAACAUUGAGUUUAAUAAGGCUGCAGUAUAGAGGGGGAGUUCCCAUCUGGGAGGUGACGUGAUGUCGAGGGGAUUUCCACACUGAGCCAGCCAAUCAGAGCGAGCACUUGCGGAAACACAAAAACUGCCGCAAAGACAUCUUCGUGCGUUAUUCGACACAUGGCUCCGAGUCGGUUUAACGAGUUUUCACGGCUGACAUCGUUUCUGUUGUGUCUGUCAUACUGACAUGAGAUGAGCUGUUUUGAAGAGAGAGAGACAAGUUUUGAUCUAGAACAGAAGACCGAAAACGGAAAAUAUCCGGUUUGGAAAGAGUUCAAGGACGCGACGGCGGAGUUUACGCUCUUUAAGUGCUCCUCCUCACACACGGACAUCUUAAACAUGAAAGACACGGACAUCUUAAACGGCAAUUCUGAGCGAGGGGUGUCAGACAUUGACCUCAUUCAAGAAAUCAUCCGAGAGGACGGUGAGCGGUCGGGUUCCUCCCUCCUCCCUGGACCUCCUUCCCCUCCUCCUAACUUGCGCUGCCAGCCUAACGGCCAGAACCAGAGGAGCCUCCGACGGUGCUCCUCACCGUCCUCAGAACCUGUCCUCUUGGCGAGAGGCACCCCAUGUCAGCCAACCUGCACCUUUCCUCAGCCCCUGCAGCAGUUUUGCACUUCCAGAGAGAUGGCUCAUCCAUCCCGGGGAGCCGGUUCCUCACGGCGUGGUCGAGGCUCCUCAAGUUUGCUAGUCUCAAGGAGCUGUGGCAGUGUUUCUUCUCUGAACCGGGGAGGCGACGCUGAGAUGCUGGAGCGGAUUCUGGAGAAGCCGAAAUUGGUGGUGGUGGAGGAGCCAAAGGAGAGAGGCAUGAGGUUUCGCUACGAGUGUGAGGGACGCUCGGCCGGCAGCAUUCUGGGGGCGUCCAGCACUGAAACCAACAAGACUCAGCCUGCGAUAGAGAUUCAGGGUCCCAUUGACCACUUAAAGAAGGUCACAGUUACUGCGUCUUUGGUGACCAAAGACCUCCCACACCGGCCUCACCCCCACUGCCUGGUGGGUAAAGACUGCCCGAACGGUUCAGGGAUCUGCGUUGUCUCGUUCAAUCCUAACAGCAACCGGCGUCACAGCUUUGCUAACCUUGGUAUCCAGUGUGUGAGGAGGAAAGAGCUGGACGUUUCACUUCAGAAGAGGAGAAAUCAAAAUAUCGACCCCUUUCAAACUGGUCACUCAAAGGGCAUUGAAGACAUGGACAUGAAUGCUGUGCGUCUGUGUUUUCAGUGUGAUCUUGAGUGGGAGGAUGGCAGAAAAGACUCUCUCAAUCCAGUUGUGUCCAGCCCCAUCUAUGACAAGAAGGCCACAACUACGUCACAGCUGAAGAUCAGCUGUUUGAACCAGUACAGAGGCUCCUGCGCUGGCAAGACAGAGAUCUACAUGUUGUGUGACAAAGUACAGAAAGAUGACAUAGAGAUCAUCUUCAGGCGAGGGUCGUGGAAGGCGAGUGGGGAGUUUGCCCAGACAGACGUUCACCGGCAGAUCGCCAUCGUGUUUAAGACUCCACCCUACCAGGACCAGGACAUCACAGAGGAGGUUGAAGUCAGCGUUGCUCUGCGUCGCCUCUCAGACCAGAUGGAGAGCGAGCCUGUUAGCUUCACGUACCUGCCACAUAACCCAGAUCCAUAUGAGGUGAAUCGGAAGAGAAAAAUAAAGUCCGACAUCAGCCUCAGAGAGAAACCUUGUGUGACAGCAGAAAGUGCACCUGCGGCAGAACAGCCUUUCCACUUCCCCCAGCCGCCAACCAUGAUGUCUCCAGACGAGAGGCUUUGUACCGCCCUGCCUGUGGAUUCUCCUUUAGGGCAAAUGUGUUACAACGAGCCCCCGGACUCAAGCACUGGCAUUGAUCCGGCCCUCCUUAAUCAGUUGCUAGAAAUGCCUGCAUUUUUGGAAAUGCUUGACCCUCACCUCACCUCGUCCAUGCUCUCAAGCUUUGAGCAGGGGGCUGACGCCAACUCCACGUUUGCCAACACUGAAAACAUGGAUAUGAACUAUACCCAGAACUUUGGCUCAUACACUCAGGACUUUUCCCAUUACAGCGACUUGCAGUUCAACAUGCUCGUCAAUGAGAGUCAGACUCCGCAGUCAGAGGCACAGGACAGCUCCUCCAACAUAGUUCAGGUGAAGACCGAAGAGGAGCUAUGAGGACGGGAUAGUCAGGAUCAUGUAGCACUCUUACACACCCUCCCUGUUCAUUUUAGAAGCAUAGUUAGACAUAUUGGGGAAAUAUGCUUUUUACCUUUUGGACAGAGUCAAGCUAGCUGUUUCUCCCGAGUCCAGUCUUUGUGCUAAUGUAAGCUAACUGGCUGCUAGCUUCAGCACGAGAGUGGUAUCCAUCUUUUCAUCUAACUCUCUGCGAGAAAGCAAAUAAGCACAGUGUUUAACUUUUCUCGUAACCCUUCUGUAUCUAGAGCCAAACAAGAUUAUGUUGUCCCAAGAUGAAACAAGACGCCUCCUUUGUUUGUAGACUCAUUUGGUUUCAUAACUCUGCACUGCUGCCCUCUCACUAACCCAAUAUCUCUGUGUUAAUGCCUUGCUGGUCAAGGCUUUAGCAACCAGGAGCAGGUCAACAUUCCCACAUAUUUUCCUGUAAUGCUGCUAGCAUUAAUCUUCAGGCUUAAGGUCAGAGAAUGGGGAGUUAAGCGUUGAGCUUAAAAAGAGAACUUGUGAACAGAAGAAAUCCGUCCAUAAAUUGCUGUUGUAGUAAAUCAUUGGCUGUAAUACCUGUCACAUAAUGUUUGUGUAAAGUCUGUUGCAUUUGUUUCCACAUGGCUUAGGGGAAACAUCCCGACUUCCUACGAGAAGUUAUUUGCAGUGUGAAAGGAUUUUAGUUUUAAAACACAAAAAGUCUCAAGUAGAGUAGUUUCAGAUCUGUUCUUCAUAUUGUUAUUGUCUGUUGUUACUCUCUGCUGAUGUGGCCGUCAGCUGACUUGUUUAAUAUUUAAUCAACUUAAAUGCAAUAGAAACCAGUCCUCUUCUGUCUGUGUCAGUUCCUUUUUGUUCUGCAGUUUCACUCUCGUGCCAAGCAUUCAAAGUUCCACACAGCUUGUCACUAGUCCAACUCCACCCCCUCGCUGUAGCACUGUAGUGUCAAUAUUUCAGAAAAGACGAAAUAAAAUGGCAGUUUUAUU
Molecule: messenger RNA, 3255 nt
Organism: Micropterus salmoides (largemouth bass)
Lineage: Eukaryota; Metazoa; Chordata; Actinopteri; Centrarchiformes; Centrarchidae
Product: transcription factor RelB-like
Exons: 11
Coding region: 326-2269 (647 amino acids)
Biological process (GO): response to cytokine; cellular response to stress; inflammatory response
Cellular component (GO): cytoplasm
Molecular function (GO): DNA-binding transcription factor activity, RNA polymerase II-specific; RNA polymerase II cis-regulatory region sequence-specific DNA binding
Source: RefSeq, a predicted model, not a curated record